AUGCGUGUGCAUGAAAUUCCUAUCGAUUUUGUUACACGUCUGAACUCCGGCUCUUCCGACGUUCCGACUGGAUCUGUUGCAUCUCUGAGUUGUGGACAAUCUCCGCACUGUAUACGAAAAAUAGCUGAAAAAGUGAGGGCCGAGAAUCCUCUUGGCUAUCUUGCACGUCUAGACUUUAAACCAUUAUUGGGUAGUACACGUACUGGAGAUGAUCAAGUCGAGGAAGUCGAAAUCAUGGUCAUUUGA
Molecule: messenger RNA, 246 nt
Organism: Sclerotinia sclerotiorum 1980 UF-70
Lineage: Eukaryota; Fungi; Ascomycota; Leotiomycetes; Helotiales; Sclerotiniaceae
Exons: 2
Coding region: 1-246 (81 amino acids)
Source: RefSeq, a predicted model, not a curated record